This is a messenger RNA of Penicillium diatomitis, 1263 nucleotides long. RefSeq names its product active spliceosome conformation promoter CWC2 (gene cwc2). Gene Ontology annotation, molecular function: metal ion binding; pre-mRNA binding; U6 snRNA binding. Gene Ontology annotation, cellular component: U2-type catalytic step 2 spliceosome; U2-type catalytic step 1 spliceosome; Prp19 complex. The coding region runs from base 1 to 1263 and encodes 420 amino acids. The record is from RefSeq and is a predicted model, not a curated record. The transcript is spliced from 5 exons. NCBI's taxonomy places the organism in Eukaryota, Fungi, Ascomycota, Eurotiomycetes, Eurotiales, Aspergillaceae.
AUGGAAACGACAACCGAGCCCAGUGACGUCGUCGCCGUCGUCGAAGAUACUCAAACUCCCGACGUCCCCACAGAAACAGGCGAUCAAGCCGUUCAACCCGUCAAAAAGACCAAGAAAAUCAUCCGGCGCCGCAAGAAGCCCGCGCGUGUCCAAGUCGAUCCCUCCGCCGUCCCAAGCCAGCCUCCCCCGCAAACAGGUGAACUCUGGAACAUCUGGUACAGCAAAUGGAGCGGAGGCGAUUCACAUGAUAAGCAUGGACUCGAUCAGCCUGCGCCUUACAGGUGCAAUGUCGCGCGCGACUCGGGAUACACCAAGGCGGAUUCGGUGCCGGGGUCAUACUUCUGUCUUUACUUCAGUAAAGGACAGUGCUGGAAGGGCGCGGCUUGCGAGUACUUGCAUCGGAUUCCGACCAUUCAUGAUCACUUCAAUCCCAAUGUCGAUGCAUUUGGACGAGAUAAGCAUCAAGAUUACAAAGACGAUAUGAGCGGUGUUGGCGCAUUCACCAGAGUUAAUCGAACGCUCUACGUGGGAAGAAUCCAUGUGACGGAUGAUAUCGAGGAAGUUGUUGCUCGUCACUUUGCAGAAUGGGGACAGGUCGAGCGCAUUCGCGUAUUGACUGAUAAAGGUGUCGCCUUCGUGACUUAUUCAAACGAAGCCAAUGCACAAUUCGCCGUAGGUGUCAAUCUUCCAAAUCAGCCCGGACAACCUCCCCACUUUUCAGCAGCUAACUCAAAUCCAAAGAUGCAAGCAAUGUCGCGCCAGAGCCUGGACCACGACGAAAUCCUAAACGUACGAUGGGCCACUGUUGAUCCCAACCCACUAUCACAAAAGCGUGAAGCCCGGAGGAUAGAAGAACAAGCCGCGGAAGCCGUCCGCCGAGCUCUUCCCGCCGCAUUCGUGGCCGAGAUCGAGGGUCGCGAUCCCGAAGCAAAGAAGAGGAAGAAGAUCGAGGGUUCCUUCGGGCUAGACGGAUACGAUGUCCCAGAUGCCGUUUGGCAUGCACGUACACGCCAGCUUGAAGAUACAUCAGACGCUGCUCCCCAACUCGAAGCACCUGCGGAGAAGCUCAUGAUCGAGGCAAGCUCGUCAGCGAACCAGCAGCCCGAGCCUGCGGCACAGCUCGGGACGCAGAAUGGGAUCUUCUCGAGCUCAACGCUGGCGGCUCUUCGGGGUAUGUCUGGGGGCAAUGUGACGACACAGGCUGCGCCUAAAAUGUCCGGGGGGCCAUUGGUUGCUUAUGGCAGUGAUGAUGAGAGCGAUUAG